AUGACCCGUGGAAAUCAGCGCGAUAACGAUCGGGCCAAGGCCCAGAAGAAGGCCAAUGCGACAAAAGGAAAGAACACCCAGACUGGUUCCCAAUUCCAGAAGUCCAAGGAGGAUGCUGCCUCCAUUAUGCGGGAGAAGCAGCGCAAAGCCGAUGAGAAAAGGGCUGCAGAGGCGGCAGGAGGGAAGAAAUGA
Molecule: messenger RNA, 192 nt
Organism: Penicillium pulvis
Lineage: Eukaryota; Fungi; Ascomycota; Eurotiomycetes; Eurotiales; Aspergillaceae
Product: 4F5 domain protein
Exons: 3
Coding region: 1-192 (63 amino acids)
Source: RefSeq, a predicted model, not a curated record